Messenger RNA from Lutzomyia longipalpis, 5925 nucleotides. RefSeq lists its product as uncharacterized. The transcript is spliced from 3 exons. The record is from RefSeq and is a predicted model, not a curated record. Bases 106 to 747 code for a protein of 213 amino acids. NCBI's taxonomy places the organism in Eukaryota, Metazoa, Arthropoda, Insecta, Diptera, Psychodidae.
GGCCUCCUGGACCGAUGUUUCCACUGCCCGCGACGUUCGCGGGAUUCCCGCGACUGCGGCUGCCAGUUCGCCCUCCUGCACCGCGCGGAUACAGAGAGCUAGCACAUGGAGUUAUCCGGCAGUCAGCACUCCAGGCACCUCACGCAGCAGCAGCGCAUACGCAAGUUCCGGCAGCAGCGCUACUCGCGCUCCAGGUGCUCGCGGGAGCAGCCGGUGGGCAUUGAUGAAGAUGUUGAAUUGCGCUCGUAUUUCCGGCAAAAUUGGCCAGAGGAGCAAUCAAUGGUGAUUGAGGAUCGGUGCACGAGAAGCAGAAUUAAUUCGGCGAUUUUUGUAUCGUCCGAAGGAAAGGGGUUCGAUUCCAUUGAAUUCCUGAGACGCUACGGAUCGCAGAGCGUUCUAUGUCGAAAGGCUCGCAGUGCAGAGAACAUUACUUCCGCUGAUCAGAGGCGUCGAUUGUCGGAACACCACAAUUGGAAUUCCAGCAUUCGGGAGCAAGAGAAUACCAUCAAUGAAACAUUCGAACUUGUGGAGUGCUACAACCCCGAUAGCCAGGAUAAAACCGACGACGCUGCCGCAUCCGUGGUCGUUUCCGUAACUGCGGUUCCCUCAAUCAGUGGGGAAUUCACAACCACAACGACCAGUGAGGCAUCAGCAACCCCCAUGACACAGGCGGUGCGUCAAAAAGUCACGAAUCUCCCCACGCUCUCCAUAUCAGGACCAUCGCCGCCACACGGGGAAUUCCUCUAGGGUACACAUCGCCAAUUUUCCUCUUUGUGCUUUCUUUUUUUUCCCUUCUCCUUCUGCCUGAACUCAUCCGGCUGAUUUUGGCAAGAAAUACUCCACAACACCUGACCCCAAAAUUCAUCUAAAUAUUCACACCGGACCACCAAGUUUGUACUAUAUGCAGCAUAUUAAGUUUGUAGCGCGAGAUUGGCUAAAAGAGAAUACUUGUAAGCUAAUAACCCAGGCGGUGGAACUAAAAGCGGGAUACUGGAGGUAGGAAGUGGGAAGAUGUAUUUCACUCUGCUCUGAAAUAUUAUUCUCAAUAUCAUAAAGUUCUCAACUCUGAAAGUUAUUUUGGGAAUUAAUGUAUAUAAGUGUAUCUUAUUCAAUUUGCAUUGCAGUAUGACCUUUUCCAUGAUAUAGUCGGCUUGCUUUUCAAUUGUGCAAGAAGAAGGAUUUUUGGGAGGAUGGGAAUGGUGGUCACCGGGAAAACGUGAAUAGUGUGGAGAUAUUGAACUGAUCUCCUUAUGGGUAUUCACGCUUCAAAGCAUCCAAUCAAUGUUUUCUUUUUCACUUUCCUUUUCUCUUGCUUUCCUUAUGGUUGGUUAAAUUCACGCAAGAACAAAUAGAAAGGAAAGUUUUCCUCAUUCAAAAGCAAGUAUAGGUAAUUUAAUACAUUUGCAGCAGAAUAAAUUAGCUGUUAAAACUCCCGGAAACUAUGUUAUAUAGGUACAUAAUUUAAUUUGCAAUUGAAAUUAAUAUUGCAAGAAGGAAUAGGAGGUAGAGAGACGGUAGAGUAGAAGAAUCAGAAGAACUGAGAUAACUCGGAAAACUACAUAAAAAGGAAUUUUUGAAAUGUAGCCAGUAGAUGGUUACCUAUAAUUAGUAUAUAAUCUCAGGAUUAAUUUAUAAAAUCUCCUUUUUGUUGGAACAGAGAAGCAAAUGAUGCUUUUGAAGGAUAUUUUUCAGUCAAAACGUGAAUUUAAGGGGGGUCUCAUAAGAGUUGAUGAUCUUGACACGUUUUCAUUUUCUUCCAGUUUUUCUUAAACCUGAUUUUCCGAUUUCGAUUACAUUUGAAGACUAAUUAUUAAGGAGUAAAAAAAUUAUUUUUCAUCAUUUCACGUACGACGCUAUCUUGUGGUUUUCCGAAUUUUCCACAAAACUGCAAAAGUAGGUUUUACUCAGGAUCUACUGGAUGGAUUUUUAUCGCGUAAAAAGCAAAUAAAAGAGGAAAUACAAAUGCAGACUUUAGUGGGACAGAAUUUUUAAUUUCCAUUCAAGGGCUGAGAAAAGUGAAAAUAUGUCAAAAAUACCAAAAAAUUACAUAUUUUCACAGAUCCUGAGAUAAACUUACUCUUGCAGUUCUGUGGAAAUGUCGGAAAACCAAAAGAUGAGAGAUGGUGAAAAGAAAUUUUCUUAAACUUCAAUAAUUAGUCUUCAAAUGUAAUCAACACUGAAAAACCAAGUUAACCCUUUAAGGUUUUUUGGGUCAUACGCUGACCCAAACGUGAAACAUUUUAUUUUUUCAAUUAUUUAUGAAUGUAAUUGUUUUUCCAUGUUACAAAUGCAUCAAAUUCACGCAUAAGGGGUCAAAGAAGACGUUCUGAGUGAGAAAAGUCCUCUAAAAAAAUUCAUAGAAUAAAAAUCGCGAUAAAAGAGCGCAUGUUUCAAUGUUUUUAUGUUUCACGUUGGACGUUAAAGGGUUAAAGGAAAACUUGAAGAAAAAAGAAAACAUUUAAAAUCGUAAUAAAUUCACCAGCUCUUAAAAAACUCCGUUAACGCAUUUCCACAUUGGAAAAACAAUUUUGAAAAAAAAAUCAGUUAUUGUUAUUAUUCAGUCAUCAUGUCCAAAUUUCCUCAAAUGGUCAGAUCAAUCAUUCGAUUCUGCGAAAUAUUUACAUUAUUUUUGCAUAUAAAUGUAAUUUCAUCAAUUCAAAUGCGUUUUAUUUAAAUGUGACUUUAAUCCGCAUUGCAUAUAUGAUAUCAUAGCAUCAACAACAUGCAUUUCCAAUUGCAAAUCCCAUAAAUUCAUACAUUCACAGGAAUUACAUAUUGAUGUCAUAUGACAAAAUUGCAUUUUUUGUGUCAUUUAUUCUCUAUUUAUUUAUUCCAAAAGUUCCAAAUCAAAUGAUUCAUCUGAAUUGUAAUUACAUUGCCUAUUGAAUGGACAAAUCAAUAUGUCAAUUAGUUGGUAUACCAAAUACGUGGCAUACUAAACAUUAUUCAAUAAUAGAUAUACCAGAAAUUUAAUAUUCAGAACAUAUUAUGAGUUGUUCCGAAUUUUUAUUCCAAAUAUCCCGCGUAAAAAAACGUUUGUGGAUGUACUUUCGAAAUCUCUGAGAAAUUACUGUGAGAGAGAUCGAGUUUUGCAUUUUUGGUAAAGAUUCCAAGACGUGUUCCAAGUACACGCGAAAUCUCUCAAUCUCACGGACAGUGGGUUCUGAAGCUUAAAUCUUUUAGCUGAACUCGCCUCAUGUCAGAUUAAAUCGCCAAAUAACACAAAAAAGCUCCAUCCUUGGGAUGAAGUUAAAUAUAUAAAUAAAGAAUACCAACUCCUACCAUUAAAUUGAUCAAGUUGCAAUUGUAUUUUUGCCUUAAAAACACACAAACAUGAAAAUCGAAUUUCAAUCUCUUAGGAAUUGCAUUUCAUCGAGAGGCAAAGUGUAAAUAAAAAAUAAAAGAAAUAGUGAAUUUAUCUUUAAAAAAGAAAUACUCAUCAACAAUGGAAAAGACAUGAUAUUAUAUGGAAUAGAGCUCUAAUUUUGACUUUAUAUAGCGUGUUUAGCAAUUUAGGAUAUUUUUAAUCUUUACAGAAGAGAAAAUAAUGUUUAUAUUAUAUAGUGUUUAGAGAAUAUUCUUGCUAUAUAGUAAACAUAUACAUAAAUGUAAUAGAAUUUUUAAAGCUGUGACAGAGUAAAAGAUGUAUUCUAUUCGGUAAGAUUUUCUUCUGUUUGCGCUAAUGUGGAAUUUCAAUUUGCCUACCUUUGGGGGAUUAAUUUUCUAAUUCAAUUUCAAUCUACGUAAAAAAAUAGUUAUUAAAUGAGGGGAAUGUUUAAACAAAAUGCAUUAUCAAAUCGAUUCAAGUAAAUUUGUAAUCCUUAAAAGAAUUUAUUGGUAAAAUACGACAAUAUAUCUCUUACUAAAUCACUAUCAAAUCUCGCCAAAAAGUAUGCAAAUUCAAUUAUACUUUAGCCCAAGCAAAAAUUCUUUCCUAAUAGGCUAAUAAUUUCAUGGUGGCAGGUGAUUUUCCAGAAUGGUUUUAAUUAAGAAAAAAAAAUCUAUAUAGUGUGUAAAAUUUCUCCAAAGUGAAUAAAACUUUUAAGACACGAUCUUCGAGGCAACUGAUUGACAAAGAAUAAAAAUGGACCAAAAAAGCACACUCUUGAGAAAUCGUCGACAGAAGAAAAUGUGUGCCUUAAAAUAUUGAUAGAGAAAAUGUAUUAUGUAAAACUAUUUUAUGUGUUUCUCCCUCCAAUUCUUAUGUUUAUUUUUUCCUAGAAAUCAUUGAAAUUUUAUCGAAUUGUGGAAUGAAAAAACUAUAAAUAUGUACAAGGCAGUCUCUUAAAUAAGAAAACCCAUGUCGAUGCUAUCGAAUUAUCCUUUCAAUCACCCACGGAUGCUUUAAUAUUGAAUCUCUUAUUGAAUUAAGUGGGAAGAACGAAAGAAAACUUGUAGAAAAAUCGUGAAAAUGUAAUAUCCUAUUGGGACCAUGAUUGUUUUAUAAAUUUAAAUAAAAAAAAAUCCAUGUUAGUAAAGCUCCCAGAAGUGUGUUGCAGAUGAAAUCUACAAUUUCUUUAUAAAAAUCCUCUUCUUAUAGACUUCACCCUCAUCGCAUUUAUUCAUCCCUUUAAAUUGAGUCAGAAAGAAGAGUAAAUUCAACUACAGAAAGAAAAAUAAAUUAUCCACACUGAUGGAAAAUACAAUAUUGAAUAAAAAUACAAAUAAGAUGUAAUGUCUGUAACACCUUUGGCUAUCACAUAGAGAAAGAAUUUAACAAAUUUCUUAACAAAAAGAAAAUCAAUGUCAAUGUAGUCAAUUUGAAAAGAAAAUAAAUAAACAAAAACGGAUGAAAAUGAUGAAUUGAGAGAUUAUCGUGCUAUCCGUCCCUUUUACUCUCUCCAAAUUUUCUAUUUUACACCAAAGACAGAUGGUCGGAGAUUAAAACAGUAACAAAAAUAUCCAUUUAUAUCAUAGAUAGUGUCUAAUUUAAAAUGACAUAAAUCCUCCUUUUUGGAAACUCCCCCAUCAUCCCUCCCGCCCCAAAUGAUUCGCGGAUCAAAGUGGAUGAUGAAUGAGAAAAUAAAUUUAUGAAAAAAAGUGAAAAACAUAAUAUAAUAGUGUCUCCAUAGUUAGAUAUAUUUUGCUCAAAUUUGACAUACAAUACAUAAAUGUAAUUUAAACAUAAGAAAUUAAUUUUAUUUCUAAUAUAAAAUAAAUUAGUAAUAAUUCCUUUUUUUCUUGCGUUUUUUGUCAAUUGCCUCUGUAUUUGUUAAACAAUAAUUAAAAAUGAAAAAAUGUAUAUAAAGAGAAAACGAGAUAAAAAAAAACUCAAAAUGUAUUACAAAAUAAAUAACAAUGACGAGAUUUUUCAUGAUGUUCAUGCUGUUCAUGUAUUUGCAGAGCAUACGGAUAAAGAAACAAAGUUGCAAGAAAAUGUAAAAUGUAUCAAAUUUAUUUUUUCCAUUUUUACAAAUUGAAGGAUACGAAAUGAAAACGUUUUUCCAUAACAUUUAAAAAAUCUUAUAUUGAAAAAUAAUCUUUUUUAAAGAAAACGAAAUUUAUCUGAUGAACUUUAAGAAUAAACUUUGAAGCUUUGAAGGUUUUUGAAGCAUUAAAACAAUUCAGAAUUAUGUACAAGACAAUAUAAUUUUUUUUUGCAAAAAAAAAAACAGUUUCCAAUAUGCGCACUUUAUUCCAUAUUGGCGCCAAAGUAAUUUUCACGUGCUGUGCAAAUAUAUGUACGUUUUCAUCAUGAAACUACGCCUCAAAUCUUGCAUCGAAGGCAUCAAAUAAGACAUAUACAAGUUUUCAAUAGUCACGGUUAAUGAGUUAAUUGGGAGUGAUCUUGAUUCAUUAUAGGUUUAAGUGUGUAUAAAAUCUUUGUGACAAAUUAACUUGCUGUGUAAAUAACAAUGUAAACUCCCCGAGAUGAUCUGAGAAGGUGAAUCCCUAAAAUCAAUUACAUAUGGAUGAUCUUAUGAA